Rhodotorula graminis WP1 is the source of this 1503-nucleotide messenger RNA. RefSeq lists its product as uncharacterized. Gene Ontology annotation, biological process: regulation of DNA-templated transcription. Gene Ontology annotation, molecular function: DNA-binding transcription factor activity, RNA polymerase II-specific; zinc ion binding. The coding region runs from base 1 to 1503 and encodes 500 amino acids. Lineage: Eukaryota; Fungi; Basidiomycota; Microbotryomycetes; Sporidiobolales; Sporidiobolaceae. The record is from RefSeq and is a predicted model, not a curated record. The transcript has 4 exons.
AUGGCCAAGUCGCGCAAGUUCUCGCGUCCGCGCAAGGGCAAGCCGAGGCAGCUGCCGCCCGGGACCGUCACCAAGGAGAGCUCGUGCGCCGUUUGCCGCAUGCGCAAGCUCAAGUGCAGCGGAGGUCGUCCCGCCUGCGCCCUCUGCAUCAAGGGCGCCGUCGCCGAGGGUCGACUCGCCUCGGGCGUGCGCUGCCUCUACAGCGCGUCGAGUGUGCACGCGACGGCGGCCGACAAGGAGCUCGAGGCCAUGCUCGGCGGCAGGGGCAGCAAGUGCGCCUGGGGCGAGAAGGUGUCGGUCGAGGCGCCGCCGGAGGGCGAGCCCGAGGAGGAGGAGGAGGAGGAGGAGGCGGGUCCGAGCGUCGUCGAGCGGGCACUCGGACCGGCGCCUUUCGCGGUCUACGACGUCGAGGACGUCGAUGCUGCUGGAGAAAACGACCCGACUUUCCCGCCCUCGAGCUCCGUCGACUCGCCGCCCUCGUCCUUCCCUUCCACGUCGACGGCGCCAUCCACCUUCUACCUCCCGAUCCCGCCCGCGUUGGCCCACCACAUCCAGUCGGCGCCGAGCCUGUCGGUCCCGUCGUUCCCGGCCUUCCCAACUUCGGCGCCGACCACGACGCCUCGCCUUGAGCUCCCCAAGCUCGGCUUCGCGCCGCCACGCGCUCGCCCGCCCGUCGUGCAACCCUCGGCGCCACGCGCCCUGCGCCCUGUCGUCGCCGCCGCGCCGGUCGCCGGCCGCUCGUCGGCCGCGCUCGGACCGCCUCGCCCGCCCGCGGCGCCGCUCGCCGUCGAGCAGGAGCCGUUCAUCAUGGACGACUUUGCGCUGUUCCGCCGCACGGCAUUCGCGCCCGAGCCGCCGUACGCCGAGCCGGCCUCGUUCGACUUCUUCGCGCCGCCUCCUCCGCCGCCGCCGACGUCGACCCAGUACCACCGCGACCCGGCGCCGGCUCGCUACGUCGACGCGGCACUUUCUCUCGCCUUUCCGCCGGCGCCAUACCGCUCGUCCUACCUCGGCCCGACGCUCCACCUCGACACGGCCCUCCCCUCCUUCUACGACGACCUCCCCGCCGCGCCGUACCCGGCGGCGCACACGCUCCCGCACGCCUUCCCCUCCUUGAUGUCGUCGUCAGCGACGACGGGCCCGCCGCCGGCGCUGAGCGGCCUCGCGGCGGCCUACCUCGCGUCGACGCCGCUCGAGCCCUUUGCGGCCGUGACGGCGCCCUCGCUCCUCGACGGCAGCAGCAGCGGCGCCGACGCCGGCUUCGAGUGCGGUCUCGGGCUCGACCUCGGGUUCGAGUACGCGCCGCCGCCGCCGGCGCAGACGCAGGCGCAGGUGCACGGCGAGCAGCUGUCGGCGAGGGGCUCGAGCGCGACCGAUGCGGCGGCCUUCUUCAGCAUGUUCCGCAGCGACCCUUGGGUCGGCGAGCAGCAGCAGCAGGGGCAGGGGCAGGGCUUCGAGGUCGGGCAGUGGGAGGGGCUGGGCUUUGGCGGCUGGAGCGGCUGA